Molecule: messenger RNA, 4143 nt
Organism: Morone saxatilis (striped sea-bass)
Lineage: Eukaryota; Metazoa; Chordata; Actinopteri; Moronidae
Gene: pho
Product: phoenix
Exons: 5
Coding region: 267-3266 (999 amino acids)
Biological process (GO): transcription by RNA polymerase I
Source: RefSeq, a predicted model, not a curated record
GAUGAUGAUUCGUCACGUCGAUGACGUUCAAUCCCUUCCUGUUUGACCCAGAAACACAUGUACCGUAUCUCUUUUUGUUGUUUUGAUGCCGCUACACGUUUGUUAACGACGUUAGCGAGUUUAGUAAAUACCGAUCAUUAUUUAUCUACAGCGGACCUUUAAUCACACAGGACCAACACAUCUGGAGCACAAUCAAGCGGAUCUUCCUACUUCUUGCCCAUGAAGACCCCCACUCCUUUGCUGCUUAUUUCUUGCUACGCUUCACAAUGGCAGACGUGCGCAAUUCUCUAUCUUGGACUCAAUCUGAUGCCCUUGCUGAGGUUGUAUCAGCAGAGUCAUGCCACAUUGCCCUAGAACCAUCCCCUCCAGACUAUGUGGAGAAGAUAUCGCGGUAUCUUGAGUCCUCUGUGGGGCAGGGCGAACAGGAUAAAGUAUGUCAUGAACCUGCUGAAGCCGAAAGUGACUCAGGAGACAGCCUGUUCAUAACUCAGAAGCCAGUACCUGAGGCUGUGAGAUCAGCACGGCGAGGUCGCUACAGCCUACGGAAACACCCCAUAUUCCUCUCAGAAGAAAGUGAUGGGGACAGUUUAUCUUCAAAUGGAGAAUCCAGAACUGCCAAGCGGAGGAAAAGACAGAAAUGCAUAUUGCCAAAAUACAGUUUCCCUUUCCUCUCAGAGAAGAAGUGGAAGCCCACAAGCACUCUGUUACCAACCCGGCAGAACACGAGCCUUCAUAAUUUUAUGAUGGGAGGCUUCUUUAAAUGUGUCAGAGAGCAGUGGCAGGGCUUGGAAAGAGGAGAUGAUGUGGAGUCAUCUUUACCAACAGUUGACGUGGAUGGGGAUUGCAUAUCUCCGUUGGCAGAAGAGGAAGAAGAAGGGUCAGAAGUUGAAGACAUCAAAGUUGUGGAAAAGAAACAUUUUGUGGCGUCAUUAAAAGCAAAAAGCCGUCACGCCUGGUGCAACCAGUUGAAACAGAGGAAUAAGAAAUCUGGUGAUGCCAAACAGAAGAUUGUUUUUCAGCAAAAAGCCAGGGAGGAAGAGCUGUGUGACGACAGUGACGCUACAGUGUGUGAGCUGCCGAUCCCAAGGCAGUACGUACAGAACGACAGAGAAGCAUCCACAACCGUAACAGAGCCUCAAACGGAUGUUUUCCACACAGACGAUCUGUCCCAAACAGCACAGGCAGAGGAUGAACCUGAAAGCCAAAGUCUCCUCCGUGGUCUCCCAGACCUUAUACAUGACACUAAUAAUGACAGUGUAUGCAGUGAAACCGUGGUUAAGAAGAGGAAAAAGAAGAAAAAAGACAGAGAUCAUGAAAGUGUAGAAGAAGAAAAGAGUCAGGAAGAGCCACAGGGUGUGCAUGCUGCAGCAGAAGUGACUCCCAGUCUGUCUCAGGAUGACAGGGCAGAGCCUCUGGCGUCGCAGACAAGUGAUGAGCUGGAACUUAAUGAAAGAAAUUGUAUUGUAUCACAUGAUGAUACCAUACUGAGACAGGAGGAGAGAGACAGUCCCGAUUCAAAACAAAAGAAAAAGAAGAGGAAAAAGACUGCAGCAGAAAAUGUCGGACAGGAAGUGGAUGGAAACUUAGAAUUGGAUGUGAGAGUGGAGGAUUCUGUGUUUUCAGCAAGCUGUAACGUGGACAGUAGUGGCAAGAAGAAAAAAAGUAAAAGAAGUGGUGAGGAUGUGGAGCAGUUACAGUCUAACGCGGUUGCAGAACCUCUAAAUGAUGAUGCUGAGAUACAGACGAAAAAGAAAAAAAGGAAAAAAGAAGGGAAGAUUGUAGUUGCAGAGGAAUGUGAGGGAGAGGAAACAUCGAAUAGGGCUUUAGAUUUGCCACCAAUGUCAACAGGACAGUUAGAGGAAUCAGGAGAUUGUUUAGAAAAUACUUCAGUUUCUGCAGAAACAUUAGAAUCCACAUAUGUCAAAAGAAAAAAGCAUAAAAAUAAGCAUCAGUCAUCUAAUAAUGCUAUUCAUGAUGGAGAAGAAGGCGGAGAUGUAAACUUCUCUAAUGAUGCUUUAACCUUGGAAGAAAGUACAGGGAUGUCACUGAAAAAGAAGAAAAGGAAGAAGCAGAAAACUAUCUUGGAGUGGGUGGAUAUCUCUCGCACUCCUGAAGAAAAUGAAAAGGCUGAUGUAGAUAAUACCCAGAAAACAAAGGAGGGCCUUGAAGACCAAAAUGCUGAACUGGUGACUAAGAAAAAGAAGAAGAAGAAGAAAACGACCGAAAGAUCUAACAGUAAUAUCUUUGAAGACAGCGUGGCUCAAAGCAAUGAUUCAGUGUCUGCACAUAAAAAGGAAAAGAAGAGGACCUCAUCCUUCCUCGUUGCUGAUGCAGAGGAAAAUGACGCUCAGACACACGGGGAACAAAACUCUCAAUCUCAUGUCUGGGGUUCAGAAAAACCUGCCGUCAGCACUGAGGUAGAAUCAGCAGAAAUCACAGGAAAUGUGGCGGAAUCUAACAACAGGGUCAGGAAAAAGAAAAGGAGGAGGAAGGUGUCCGUAGAGCUGGACAGUGUGGAAAAAGAUCACAAGCUCGAUUUUGAGGAACCAAACGAAACACGUUCGAGUGCUUUGCCUGAAACCACCGACGCAGGGGUGAAAAGGAAAAAGAAACGUAUGGGAAAUGAAAGUGAGUUAGUGGCUCCUAUGGAAAGAUUAGAAAGUGCAGCUGAUGCGGGACAUUCGCCAACUGAUGAGGCUGUAGUGCUGAAAAAGAAGAAGAAGAAGAAGAAAAAGUGCAAAGAAGAGUCAUUGCACGUGAUUCAAGAGAGUCCACCAGCUGCCACUGAAGAUGCUGAAUCAGGAAAAUCUUCACUGAAUGCCUGCAGCUCAGUUUCACACAAGAAAAAAGGGAAACAUUUGACCUCUCCUUCGAAGGGUAAAUAUGUACACAGUGCUAGCAGUACUUCUGACCAAGCGACCAUGGAAACACUGAACAUGGUUGAACAUGCUUCACCGUCGUUAGAGAUACCUGGAAAUCAGGCAUUUAAUCAUGUGAGUGAUAAGAAGAAGAAGAAAACGAAAUCCAGUGAUAAUGUUCUGGUGAAGGGGAAAUCAAUGACCAAGUCUGCUGAGUUAGAAAACAAAAAGAAGGAAAGAAAUAAGCAAUCAACUGGCUCCAGUAUUAUAUCCAGCAGCCCAGUGUUAUUAGAGACAUCGCUCUCAAAAUCUGAAAUGUCGUCUUCAGACCGUAUCAUGAAAAACGGGCACAUGAAGGUCAGACGGAGACUUCUUAAUCCAAGUGAGGACUUUCUUACAGACUAUUAGAAGGAACUCGAUUGAGUUGUAGUUUGAAAGACAGUGAUGGAGUUUGAUCAGUAGAGGAAUUCUCCAUAAUCACCUGGACACAAGUGAACUGUAAAAUGUGACAGUUGUGGGUUUUUGUAUUUAAAAAAAAAACUUUUUUAUGUUUUGUAUUAAAAGCAUUUUACUGACUGAAUGGUUCUUAACCUUUCUGGUGUUCAUAUGACCUCUGAACAUAUAAUAACACACCAUAACAAAGCAUAAUGCUUACUUUGUUUCAAAAUAUAAGUUUGUUAAACCGUAUUGUCAACUGACCUAACUGGUAUAAAUAAAAAACCUAGCCUGCCAGGGGGAGAGAAGUCAAGGUCAUUCGUUUAUAGACAUUGUCAUUUAGACAAAAUUCUCAUUUAUUAUCUAAUGAAAUGUAAUCUGAUACAAUUAUUAAUUAUCUCUGUUCAGUGUAUUUUUACAGACUGAUUUAUUAUAAAAUUGUAAUCCCGUUUAUAAUCCCCAUUUUUACUAAAUGUAAUUGUAAAGGAUUACAGUUACCUUUAAUGGUAUCCUUAUUGUGUAACUCAGUGGCAUGUAAUCCAUUACUCCCCAAGCCUGAUUAUAGCUUUAACAAAGUGCACCUUUGUUAAAGAGAAUGCGGUUAAUAGGUAAUGUUAUACCACUGCUUUAAGGUAAAAUGUUUUCCGGAAAGUCACUGGAAUUUCAUUUGCGAUCAUGGGUUGUGGGUUUUUGGCAUACUUCACCUUUGGAAGACUAAUAUGCUAAAUAUUUUCAGUUAUGUGUCAAAGUUUUUAAUAAACCAUCCAAUUUGUCUGCCCCUAUUUAUCUAAGUUAUAUGUAUCCUUUACUCAAAACUUGUUUCAAUCAAGAUUAUGUAGCUGCACAUGUG